AUGAUACACAGUUUAUUCAUUAUAAAUCCGUCUGGAGAUGUAUUUCUGGAGAAACACUGGAGGAGUGUCAUACCAAGAUCAGUAUGUGAUUACUAUUUGGAAGCCCAGCGGGCAUCACCCAAUGAUGUCCCACCUGUGCUGGCAGCUCCUCAUCAUUAUCUGAUAUCCAUACAGAGUGGUGGGGUGGCCUUAGUUGCAGUGUGCAUGCAGGAAGUUGCUCCUUUGUUUGUUAUUGAGUUCCUCCAUAGAGUUGUUGAUACAUUCCAGGACUAUUUUUCAGACUGCACAGAGACUAUAAUUAAGGAAAACUAUGUAGUUGUAUAUGAGUUAUUAGAUGAAAUGCUUGACAAUGGGUUCCCUCUUGCCACUGAGAGUAAUAUUCUUAAGGAAUUGAUCAAACCACCUAAUAUUUUAAGAACUAUAGCUAAUACUGUUACUGGAAAGUCUAAUGUUUCUUCAAUAUUGCCAUCUGGGCAGUUAUCAAAUGUACCAUGGCGUCGGUCAGGUGUGAAGUAUGCAAACAAUGAAGCCUACUUUGAUGUAGUUGAGGAAGUUGAUGCUAUUAUUGAUAAGAGUGGUGCUACUGUUUCAGCUGAAAUACAGGAUGUGGCAUUAGAGAUUUGUAUGCCCAAGUGUGUGUUGAAUUGCUCACUGACCGCUAACCAAGGGAAGUAUUCGUAUGAUCCAGUUAGUAAAGUGCUGCUAUGGGACAUAGGACGCAUAGAGUUGCCAAAACUGCCUAAUAUUAGAGGAUCUGUAUCGGUAGCGUCAGGUGCGGAUACGACGGGUGCUAACCCAAGCAUCAACGUGCACUUCACGAUACCGCAACUCGCCGUGAGUGGUCUGCGAGUAAGUCGCCUCGACAUGUACGGCGCCAAGUACAAGCCCUUCAAGGGCGUCAAAUACGUCACGAAAGCCGGCAAGUUCCACGUCAGAAUGUGA
This is a messenger RNA of Arctia plantaginis, 942 nucleotides long. The record is from the annotation of a GenBank genome assembly. NCBI's taxonomy places the organism in Eukaryota, Metazoa, Arthropoda, Insecta, Lepidoptera, Erebidae.